This is a messenger RNA of Hyaloscypha bicolor E, 2034 nucleotides long. RefSeq names its product cytochrome P450. The record is from RefSeq and is a predicted model, not a curated record. The transcript is spliced from 3 exons. Gene Ontology annotation, molecular function: oxidoreductase activity, acting on paired donors, with incorporation or reduction of molecular oxygen; iron ion binding; heme binding. The coding region runs from base 325 to 1899 and encodes 524 amino acids. NCBI's taxonomy places the organism in Eukaryota, Fungi, Ascomycota, Leotiomycetes, Helotiales, Hyaloscyphaceae.
CCGAGCUUCUCUCGCUCGCCCCGGGAUCCAAACAAAUUUGCUUGAAUUUUGAGGGCAAUUUGGGAAAUCGCGACUCGUGAGUCGUGGUGACUGCUGUGCUGCAUCUGUGCGACCAAAGCGACUUCUAAACCAAGAACUUCGAGGGUUUGUCUUCAUACGUCCUGCCAUCUCCCCGGUGUCUGAUAUCAAGCACCUCGUUAUCCGUUUUGUUUUUCAAUACCCCUCUUGGUUGCGCAGCCAGACGCGCCCUUCGUUUUCUCUCAUCUGCCCAGAUCCCUCCCACUGUACUCUUCUGGAGGUCUCAACCCCGUCAACCCCGCUAUCAUGCCUUCUUUGACUCCGGUGAUUCUCCUCCCACUGGUCUUUCUGGUCCUCUAUUUCGUGUACCAGUACUUCGGCAGGCUGCGACCUCUCAACGCUAUCCCAAACGCUCACUUUACGGCUCCAUUCUUCCCGAUAUGGUUGAUAUCAAUCCGGUACCGCAAGCGCGAGAACCGCACCGUAUGGGAGUCGCACAAGCGGCUCGGGCCGGUAAUACGCCUUGCCCCAGAGGAAAUCAGUGUGUGCACUUUACAGGGGAUAAAAACUAUAUAUGGGAACUGGGACAAAGACACGUGGUAUGAGGCUUUUAUCAACUACGAAAUUCCACCUUUGGUGGCCGAAAUUCAAUCCGCCCCACACUCCGCUCACAAGCGCCGAAUGGCAAACAUCUAUUCGAAAUCAUUUCUUCAGAACUCCCCAGACGUCUCCAACUUCAAUAGGCGCAUCCUCACCGAAGGUGUGCUGCCCAAGAUCGCCACUUCAGCCACUAUUGGCUCUUCUCUUGAUGUCCUACGCCUUGGUUAUGCCUACGGGAUGGAUGUGAUGUCCGCUUAUGAGUUCGGCAGUGCCUACGGAACCAAUUUCCUCGGCGAUGAUGUAGCACUCAGCGGCUUCCUUGCUGCCUUCACAGCCGUGAAGCGCGGUGUUUUCUGGGCUGGGCGCUUGCCAGCUAUGACUCGGGCUUUGCAACGCAUUGGCAUUAACCUCGUCCCACAGGAAGCCAUGGACGGCCAGGCUUACAUGGAAGAGAAGUGCUGGAAGCUGUGCUCACAUCUCCAGACCGCCACGGAAACGAACUCCUUCACCUCUAGCAGCACCAAACCUGUGGUCUACUCGCAACUAUAUUCAGCUCUAGAAAAGACUCUAGAAAAGACGCCUCUUUCGCCAGCCCGAGGUCCAGAUUUUCUCCGCAAGUCCGUGGCUUCAGAUAUGCUGGAUCAUAUGAUCGCAGGCUAUGAGUCAUCAGGCAUUGCACUAGCCUAUACGAUGUACGAGUUAUGCAUGCACCCAGAAUUCCAAACAUCACUCCGGGCAGAGCUGCGGUCUGUGAACCCACCUCUCAUGUUCCCUAUCAGUACUGGAGACAAUGCAUUUUCAGCCUCUGUUCCGCCCCCCACACUUCCCAGGGCCUUGGACAGUCUUCCCUUCCUCAAUGCAGCUCUGUACGAGACACUGCGUUUGUAUCCACCUGGAGCAGCAGGUCAACCUCGAGUUGUUCCUCGUGGAGGAGCAGUGCUGUGUGGGUACCCGCUUCCCGAGGGUAUUGUGGCUCAUGCUGCAGCCUACUCGGUGCACAGAAAUGAAGAGACAUUUAAGAGGGCCGAGGAGUGGUUGCCUGAGCGCUGGAUGGGCGGGAAGGAGAGGGAGGUGAAAAACUGGUUUUGGGCAUUUGGGAGUGGGAGCAGGGGGUGCAUUGGGAAGGAAUUUGCUCUGCAAGAAAUGCUCGUUUUCCUGGCGGCGGUGUACACGAAUUUCAGUACUCACAUUGUGGAUGCGGAAGGAAUCGAGCCUGCGGAUGAAUUUAUUGCCGGACCGAGUGGUGGGAAGCUGAUCUUGAGAUUCGAGAAGGUCGAAUAGAGGACAGACGGAGUAAACCAUGCCAACCGGAACGGUUUAGUUUUGUCAUAUCAAGUACUAUAUGAUAGAACAGCUUUUCCGCCACCUUUUGAUAUUCCUUUCAGCCUCUCGACUCCUCCGCACUCUUGAUUCCCA